Messenger RNA from Loxodonta africana (African savanna elephant), 3411 nucleotides. It is a transcript of the gene C1RL, whose product is annotated as complement C1r subcomponent like. The record is from RefSeq and is a predicted model, not a curated record. The transcript is spliced from 6 exons. Gene Ontology annotation, molecular function: serine-type endopeptidase activity. Gene Ontology annotation, cellular component: blood microparticle. The coding region runs from base 733 to 2112 and encodes 459 amino acids. NCBI's taxonomy places the organism in Eukaryota, Metazoa, Chordata, Mammalia, Proboscidea, Elephantidae. Gene Ontology annotation, biological process: zymogen activation.
CUCAGCAUAGUAGACUGUAUGAUUGUUCGAUUCAAAAUGGCCAAUACCAGUGGAACGCAUAAACAUCCAUAUCCCCCAGCCAUAGCCCCUGGGUAACUGCCUAAGGGAGCUGGAGUGACUGCUGACCCUGCUGGGGAAGCAGCUUCCAGGGGCCUUGGGCAGGAUUCAAAAGACUACCUAAGCAAAUACCCCCUACCCAUGCUCCGUGAGGAGAGAGAGAGAAGGAAGAGCUCAAGUUCAUGGGUCACAAACUCCAAUUUCUACAAGACGUGGGCAGGUUACAUCAAUGAGUGGAGAGGGCCCAGUGGAGGGGUAUGGCCAGAUUAAAGGGACAGCCGCCAUUCACAAAGAGCCAUCCUACCAUAUGUGAUUCAUGCACAUAUAAAAAUUAGUUUUAAAUAGUAUAAAAGAGUCAAGAGUCAAGAGUCAGUGUCCUCCCACCCCUGACCUCAGAGACGGGGGUGAUUUUGGAGAUGUUAGUCUUCUAAAUUGUGGUGGGUAAGCUAUUCCUGAGUCAGGCAGCAGGUGGCGCCCAACCCAGAGAGUUAGAAAAAGGGAACAGUUACUUAACUCAUUUCCAGUAACUUCUCCUUCUUUCCCCACAGGGCCUUCUCCAGCCCCACCUCCUGUACCCUGGCCUGGGCCAAGUCCUCUUGCAGGUCUAGAUCCCGGGUCCCACACUGGGAAAACUAUUUCUGGAGAAAUCCCCACCCUGCAAGCUGCCCAGGCAAGAUGUGGUGGCUGCUCCUCUGUGGAGUCCUCCAGGCUUUCCCCACGCAGGGAUCCGUCCUCGUGGCCCAACGGCUACCCCAGAAGCUGACAUCCCCUGGGUACCCAGAGCCAUAUCUCAAAGGCCAAGUGAGCACCACUGACAUCGAGGCUCCAGAGGGCUUUGUUGUGAGGCUCAUCUUCCAGGACUUCGACCUGGAGCUGUCCCAGGACUGUGAGCAGGACUCUGUCACAAUCACAGCCAGUGGGACUGCUCCAAGCCGGUUCUGUGGGCAGCAGGGCUCCCCGCUGGGCAGCCCUCCUGGUCAGAGGGAGUUUGUGUCCUCAGGAAGAAGGUUGCAGCUGACCUUCCGCACAGAUGGCUCCUUGGAGAACAGGACCACCUGCCUCCACAGGGGCUUCCUGGCCCUCUACCAAGCUGUGGGUGUGAAUGAUAGUCAGCCCAUCAGCCAGGCCAAUGGGAUCUAUGAGGCCAUUAGCACACCUGGAGACAACGCCUCCAAGAUCCAGAGCCAUUGCCAGAAGCCAUAUUAUCAGGCAAUGCCAGCAGGGACAACCCAGGCAACCUGGAAGGACAAACAAAAUAGGGAGGAGGCCCCUCAGUGUGUCCCUGUGUGUGGACGACCAGUCUCUCCCAUCACCCACAACCAAGAGGGCCUUGCUUCUUUCAGAGCUAAGUUGGGCAACUUCCCCUGGCAAGCUUUCACCAAUAUCCACGGCCGCGGAGGCGGGGCCCUGCUGGGCAACAGAUGGGUCCUCACCGCUGCCCACACCAUCCAUCCCAAGGACAGCAUCUUCCCCCAAAAGAACCGGAGUGUGGAUGUGUUCCUGGGCCACACAGACAUAGAUGAGAUGGUGAAACUAGGAAACUACCCUGUCCGCCGGGUCAUUGUGCACCCAGACUACCGUCAGAACGAGCCCCGCAACUUCGAUGGUGACAUCGCUCUCCUGGAGCUCCAGCACAGUGUGCCCCUGGGCCCCCACCUCCUCCCAGUCUGUCUGCCCGACAACGAGACCCUCUACCUCAGUGGCCUGUUUGGCUACAUCAGUGGGUUUGGUAUGGAGAAGGGCUGGUUAACUACUGAGCUGAAAUACUCAAGGCUGCCCAUAGCCAACAGGGAGGCCUGUGAGGCCUGGCUCCGAAAGAGGCAGCGAACUGAGGUUUUUUCUGACAACAUGUUCUGUGUAGAGAAUAACAUGCAGCAGCAGAGCGUCUGCUAUGGAGACAGUGGUAGUGUCUAUGUGGUGUGGGAUGACUGUGCCCAUCACUGGGUGGCCACGGGCAUCGUAUCCUGGGGCAUCGGGUGUGGCAAGGGGUAUGAUUUCUACACCAAAGUGCUCAACUACGUGGACUGGAUUAAGAGAGUGAUGGAGGAGGAGUGACCCUGGGGCACCUCAGCAGCGACAACCAGUGACCAGCACUCUGGAGGCCCCAUAAAGAGAAAGUGGUCUUAAUUGCAUUUCAUUUCUAAAACAUUAUGAGGCCCCUUUAGUUUGAACUUUAAAUUUCCAAGCCAUUGCCUUCACCACUUACCACAACUUCUAGAUCCAAGUAUAGUAAUAGCUCCUUCUUUUUUUUUCUUCCACAUCUUCUAUAUGCCAGGUGCUUCACAUAUGUUGGAAACCCUGGUGGUGUAGUGGUUAAGUGCUAUGGCUGCUAACCAAGAGGUCGGCCAUUCAAAUCCACCAGGCACUCCUUGGAAACUCUAUGGGGCAGUUCUACUCUGUUCUAUAGGGUCGCUGUGAGUUGGAAUCAAUUCUAUGGCAGUGGGUUUGGUUUUUUUUUUUUUUUGGUUUUCACGUAUGUUAUUUCGUUUAAUCCUCACACCAAGUUUGCAAAGGGUGUGUUAUCAUCCACAUUUUACAAAUGAGGAAACUAAAGCUCAAGGAGAAAAAUGACUUGCCCAAGUUCCACAGCUGGUAUGUGCCUGCAAAGGCCACUUUCUUUCCCCUAUGCCAUGAUACCUCAGUUGUCCUCAAGACCUACUAUAUCUCCCGCUACCCUAUUUUCCCUUCCAGCUCCCCACAUCCUUACAGAGUCUCCCUUCAUGGGAAUUGCUGCUUCCAUGAAGACAGCAACACCUGACUCACUCUAUCCCUUCAACAGGCCUCCUACAUACACACCUCAGUGCUCCUGGACACCUCAGUCUGUGCUUCUGUCAGUGAACUCCUUGACCCUGUCAUCAAGGGGCACUGCUACACCUGAGAAGACCAACUGUGAAUUUUCAAUGAGAACUUGAAGUGAUUUACAAUGAAAAACACAAACCAAAUGAUGCAACCAUUCAAGUGGAAAUAGAAAACUAAUACCCUAAAACAGAUAGAUCAAAUUUUGUUAGCCAUGAGCAUCAAGUUAGCUACUAUGAUUAAAGGAUAAAUGUAUCUUAAAAAAAAAAAUAGGGCUCAAAAUUGUACAUACUUGCGCUUCUAUUUUUUAAACCUAUGCACAAUAGACUAUAGGAAAAACUCUCAAAAUCUUAAACAGAGGUUGUUUUAGGUGGUAUAGUUUUGGCUGCUUUGUUUUCCCCGACUCUUCUUUAUCUGUCAAACUUUGUUUAAAGGGCAUGUAUUAUUUUAUUAUUGAAAAAUAAAAACCAAUUUUUUAAUUAAUAAAAAUUAAUUUUUAUUAAUGAGCAAUAAUAUAAUUAUUUUAUUAUUGAUAGGAGCUUCUCCCUGCCCAGGUUC